AUGGAAACCUCAAACAAUGAUGAAACAGAGGAGAAAGAAAAUAAGGAUGAAAUAAUCCCUAAUGUAGAUAGCCCACCACCUUCAGAACCUAAUACACCCAGUAAAAGUCCAGAAGAUACUUCCUCUAAGCCAAAAAAAGGAAAAGCAAUUGGAUAUGUCAGUGACAGUGAUGAAGAAUUACCAAUGGGGUUAUUGGAGAGACCAGUUGUUAUUGAGUCAGGCAAGAGAGAAAGAAAGAAAACAGACAGAUUACCAGUUGGUGAAGGCUUUGGCUCAGGUCAGAAGAAAAAAAUUGAUAUUCCAGAAGGCAAAGGAGAAAAGUUAGGAAAUAUAGCUAUAAUUGAAUUCAGAAUAAACCAACACAAAGCAGAAGAUCUAAAGGUUUUCCAUAGGAUAUUAUUUUCAAGGACAGGCACGGCAAAUGAAAUAAAGAAAAAUAUCAGAUUAUUCAAUGGUUUCCCUUUUGAAGUUGAUGAUAAAGAAUAUACAAAGAGAAUGUCUGUUUUAAAUAAAGCCACACUUCCUCAAAUUAAACUAAUGUGUGCAGUGUUAGAUAUAGAAAGAAAGGGAACCAAGGUGGAAAUAGUUAAUAGAUUAAUGAAUUUCUUAAUGAAACCAACAGAUUCAGGAAAAGCAGUACCCAAACCUAAGAAAAAGAAAUCCAGAACAUCAGGAGAAAAGCGAAAAAGAACAAAGAAAGAAAGUAAAGCUAAAUCAAAAGAAGACGUGUCAGAUGAUGAAGAUGAUGAUGAUGAUGUCAAGGAUACCACACUUGAAGAUGAUGAUUCAUCACAAGAAGAUAAUGUUGAUGGUGAUGAUAGCGAGAGUGAAAAAGAAGAAGCUAAACCUCCUAAGAAGAAAAGACGCACAGAAUCACCCAAACCACAAAAGACCAAGUCUGAAAAACCUAAAGCGGAGAAAACAAAAGCUGAAAAGCCUAAGGCCAAACCGAAGAAAGAGAAAAAGGAAAAAGAAAAUGGUAAAAAAGAAAAAAGUAAAUCCAAGGUUACAAAAGACUCUGAUGAUAGUUCAGAUGAUGAACCAUUAAGUAAAUCUAUAUCUGAUCCACCAGGUAAUGAUGAGAUAAAGAAAGUUAUAGAAAAGAUAUUAGAUGGUGCUGAUUUAGAAGAAGUGACCAUGAAAACUGUAGUAAAACAGGUGUAUGCUAAAUAUCCUAAGUUUGAUUUAUCAGAUAAAAAAGAAUUUAUUAAGUGUACUGUGAAAGAGAUUAUUUCCUUUAAUGAUUGA
Messenger RNA from Lottia gigantea (owl limpet), 1248 nucleotides. RefSeq lists its product as hypothetical. The transcript has 10 exons. The record is from RefSeq and is a predicted model, not a curated record. Gene Ontology annotation, cellular component: nucleus. Gene Ontology annotation, molecular function: DNA binding; histone binding. Bases 1 to 1248 code for a protein of 415 amino acids. Gene Ontology annotation, biological process: chromatin organization; regulation of double-strand break repair. NCBI's taxonomy places the organism in Eukaryota, Metazoa, Mollusca, Gastropoda, Lottiidae.